CUGCGGAGUGUCUCCAUCUCUCUCUCCCGCAGAAAGGCAAAAAAUGGAGGAAGCUUGAUGCGAGAUGUUAGCUUGAAUUUGAAACGCUUAUUCCUUACCUUUCUAACCAAGGAACUAAUUCUAGACGUGCAUUAGAGAGAAAGAUGGAAUGGUGACCUCCUAACGGGGUCUGCUCGUGCCAUUGUGUUAAGAGCCUUUGCCGAGAAUUAAUAUGUCUGAGGAAAGAUAUGGAGCACACAACCGAUCAUUCCUCAGCGUCCUGAGAUAAAUUGGUAGCUGCGCAGAAUGGGUGCAAAAACGGGCACCAAAGCUGGACGUCCUUUCAAGCAAAAUGGGAAGGCUAAAGUACAGGAGAAAGAGGAGCCACCCAAGGGCCCAGAUUUUUCUGUACUGAGGAAGCCUGUUGAGAUUAGUGUUACUGGACUAAGUGAGUUGGUAAAGGUCUUUGAGAAUUCACCACCAGAACUACACCAUCUAUUAUCUUAUGAAUGUGAUGUAGUUUAUGAGUGUAAAGUUUGCAGAAACCUCUUUCGUAGUUUAGCAAACUUUAUUUCACACAAGAGGGUCUAUUGCACUCAACUCCAUGGCAAUUCUCAAAAUAACUUAUUCAAACCCCAAUCCAAUAAAAGGGUUAAUGACACUGCUGUGAUUGUGGAACCUGAAGUUGUCAGAACCACAAGAGCCAGAGAACAUUGGCGCACAAGUGAUGUUGGAAGUUCUGGGGAUGCUAAAGAAGUAUAUGAACCAAAGACAAGAAAUGGCCUAGCUGAACCUGCUCCAUUUCGUAUAACUAUAAAAAAGGAUCUGACUUCUAUUGUUGAAAAACUUAUGCAGAAGAACUCAAUGCAGACCUUGAAUGAAACAGCCAGUCAUUUAUCAUCCACAUCUGAAUUUUAUGAUGAUGUAAGCAAAGAACUGAAUCAAAGAAAGAAAGAAGCAAAGCAACACACAAUCCAUUUGCAGCCAAUUGAAAACACUUCCUAUGGAGUCUUUCAGACCAUUGUGCAGACUACUGGCUCUUCAGAGCUUAUUAAGUCUCAGGUCCAAGAUCUCCAUAGAAUAAUAUCAGAUACAGACGCUGUCCUUGGUCCAGAUGGUAGAGUAAUUGAAAAUGGUACCACUCAAAGCAGUAGCAUAUACCAUGAAGACAGGAGAAAAAAGAUGAAGACUUUUGAUGCUGAAGAAUACAAUGGCCCUCCUGUUACAGCACCUGAAUCAGAAGUGGAGCUGUUUUGUAACUUAUGUAAAGAGUACUUUUCAUCAUACAAAAGUUUAAAUCACCACAUGAAAACAUUGCAUAUGACUUUCCGCACAUUUUAUCCAUGUCCUUGUUGCAAGCUUCCUCUUUCAAACUCUUGGAGUGUGUAUCGCCACUUGCUAAAAGUGCAUAGAAAAACAAAUGAGCAAAUUCGUAAAUUAAGAGAGAAAGUGAUAAAAAGAUCAUUCAAGCGAGAAGUUUUGCAGAGUGGUGCUCAAAAACUUUCUAAAUCAAAUGUGUCCGAAAAUCCCCUUUGUCCAUCUGAAUUGAUAUAUGACACAAAUCAUAAACCUGUACCCCUCACAGAGGAAGAUAGUUACAAGCAAUGGUUUGGUCACCAUGAAGAUGGAUUCGGCCAGUGUUGUGGAGUUUGUGGUCGCCGUUUUGAUAGACGAGCUGCACUACUUGCUCAUUCUCAGUCAUGUCAUAAACAGUCAACUUCCAAGCAGAACUUAUCUGGACCUGGACGUACACCUGUCCAGCUAGAGAAGCCAGCAACUGUUGGCCGCCAGACUCAGAACAGCAAAGCUGCAGCAUCUCCAGGUCCUUUGUCUCCUGCAAUAUCAGCUUUUCGGGCAAGUACAGUUCUUCCUGUACUCCCUCUCCAUCUUGCAGAAAAGCAACCAACUCCAACUAAGAAAAUUGAAAUUCAAAUUCGAAGGGAUUAUGGGAAGACAAAUAUCAACAAUCCCGAGUGUCGCACUAGAACCCCCUCAACAAGUAGAUCUGAUGAUGGUGCUGCAUCAGUCAGUCGAUCAGAUGAUGGUACAACAUCUGGAAGUAGUGAGACAGAAACAAGUGUACACUCAGAAAAGAGACUACAGCUGACAAAAGACCAUGAUAACCAACUUGAUGAUGGAGAUCAAAGUAAACUAAAUCACAAAAGUGUAAGACGUCCAUCAACAGCAUCUCAAACCACAGAUAUGAAUGAGAGUGACCCACCAGUUAAACGAAGAGUUGGCAGGCCUCGCAAGCACAGACCUGAAGUAGUUCUUGUGAAUGGAACUAAUCUGACAGAGUCACAUCCAGUUUCAAUAUCAGAUGGUAGUGAUGAUUCUAAUGACGUGAAGGACAAGCCACUAAGCAAUGAAAGUAAGAAAAGGAAAGCUAGUGAAGCUCUUCUAUGUGCAGAAGAUGAAAGUGAGGAUGACAAUAAUAGGUGGUCUGACUCUAAGAAUAAUGAAGGGGAAUCUCUGUCGCCAAGUGAGCACAGAGCAUCAACCCAACCUAGUGCACCCAAACGGAAGUUACUUUGUCUUAUAUGCCACAAGAAAUUUAAGUCUCCCUUUUCUUUAAGACAACAUUUAUCAACAGUGCACAUAAGUUACAACCGUUUCCGUUGUUUAAUAUGUGAAUUUAGAUGUUUCUCCAAACCUGACUGUAUCUCACACGUCUUAAGAAUGCAUCUUGAUCCAUGGGAAAAAGAGAAGGCCGUAGCUAUGGUACAAGAUAUGCAAAUGGACGCUGGGGGUAGCACUGAUGCUCAUCCUUGCGACGAGCAAAUUGAUAGUGGUGAUUCUGAGAGUGCCAUCAGUGAUCCUGAUGGACAACUGGAAAGCCCGGAAAAGUCUGAUGAUUCAUCACCUGAUGACUUGCCAAACAUUAAUCAAGUAGUGCAUGAAGGUCCAUCAAUAGAAGGUGUUGGAGAAAUAAUUGGUGUUGCUUGACCUUACUUUGAUUGUAUCAUGUGCCAAAUGAUAGUUUUGUGUAAAUGAUUGAUUGUGAUAAUUGUUCAUUCAGAUUGUUCUGGAUAAACUUAUACUUGAAGAAAUGUUA
This is a messenger RNA of Frankliniella occidentalis (western flower thrips), 3034 nucleotides long. RefSeq lists its product as uncharacterized. NCBI's taxonomy places the organism in Eukaryota, Metazoa, Arthropoda, Insecta, Thysanoptera, Thripidae. The record is from RefSeq and is a predicted model, not a curated record. Bases 286 to 2925 code for a protein of 879 amino acids. The transcript is spliced from 10 exons.